UAGAGAAAAAGUAAAGAACCAACCAUUUAAUUCUUCUCUCUCCACAAAAAAUCGAAAGAGUCUUCAGUUCCAACUCAAACACAACCAAAGCCAUUACCGCCCUUGGCUUGGUAGAGACUGAGAGGUAGUAUCGGAAAUGGACUCGCCGACGUCGAACGGGGGAUCGUCGGCUCGGAUCGUGCCUGCACGAUCGUCUAUGAUUGAGUCUAUCCGUGGCUGCGGUUUGUCGGGGGUACGAAUUGAUAAGGAGAGCUUGAAGAGGAAGCUGCUGAUUCCGCAUUAUCUGCGUCACGCUAUUCGCGAUGCCAUCAGGUCCAGGGACCCUACCAGCGAAGCCGAGCGUUACUUCAAUACCAGUAAAGUUGACAACCGUGAGGAGGCUCCUGAGGGUCCUAUGGCGGUUUUCGUCAAUUCUAGGAGUGGCGGCCGCCAUGGACCUGAACUCAAGGGACGGCUUCAGCAGUUAAUGGGUGAAGAACAGGUCUUUGAUCUCUCAGAUGUGAAGCCUCAUGAAUUUGUUGAAUAUGGGUUAGUCUGCCUAGAGAAGUUGGCUGCCCUUGGUGAUCUUUGUGCCAGAGAUACAAGAGAAAAGAUGAGAAUUAUGGUUGCUGGAGGUGAUGGUACGGUUGGUUGGGUACUGGGGAGUCUUGCAGCACUUAACAGACAGGGGAGGGAGCCAGUUCCUCCUGUAGGAAUCAUUCCUCUAGGUACAGGCAAUGAUCUGGCGAGGAGUUUUGGUUGGGGAGGCUCGUUUCCCUUUGCUUGGAAAUCAGCUGUCAAAAGAUCUCUUUACAGAGCUAUUACUGGUCCAAUUUACCGUCUAGAUAGUUGGCAUCUUCUAGUGUCGAUGCCAGAUGGAUUCGUUGUGGAUACACCCCAUUCUCUGAAACCUACGGAAGAGUGUUCUCUUGAUCAGGGUUUGGAAGUUGAGGGGAAGUUGCCUGAGAAAGCAAAUUGCUAUGAAGGAGUCUUUUAUAAUUACUUUAGCAUAGGAAUGGAUGCUCAAAUAGCUUAUGGCUUCCACCAUUUACGUAAUGAAAAACCUUAUCUUGCACAGGGUCCUAUAACAAAUAAGUUAAUCUACUCCAGUUAUACUUGCAGUCAGGGUUGGUUCCUUACACCGUGCAUAAGUGAUCCAAGUUUGAGGGGCCUCAAAAAUAUCCUGAGGAUGCAUGUUAAAAAAGUUAAUUGCUCAGAAUGGGAGCUGAUUCCAAUUCCUAGAAGUGUAAGGGCAAUAGUUGCUUUAAACCUUCACAAUUAUGGAAGUGGGAGAAGGCCAUGGGGCAGUCCGAACCCAGAGUAUUUGGAAAAGAGGGGGUUUGUUGAGGCCCAUGUUGAUGAUGGUCUGCUAGAAAUUUUUGGGUUGAAGCAAGGAUGGCAUGCGUCUUUUGUUAUGGUUGAACUCAUCUCUGCCAAACACAUAGCCCAGGCGGCAGCAAUUCGAUUGGAAAUAAGGGGUGGGGAAUGGAAACACGCAUAUAUGCAGAUGGAUGGCGAACCCUGGAAACAGCCGAUGAGCAAGGAGUACUCAUCAUUUGUGGAAAUUAAGAGAGAGCCCUAUCAUUCCCUUAUGAUCAAUGGAGAGUAACUUUAUUGGUUUGCCUUUGAUCCAAGUUUGGAUCACUAGGUUUAUUGCUCUAGCAACCGAGGUAAGUGUAAAGUAUGGUUUUCUCCCCAGGUGCUUGUAAAUUAUAUCUUCCAGAUUUUUAGCUGCUGGGCAUUUGUUGUACCAUAUUCAUUUAAUAGGCAAUUCUUGAUUUGGUUUUUUAGCUGCAAAAAAUUGCUUUUAUUUGUUGGAAGAAUGUUUAUCAGGCUUUUGUGGUGCUUCAAUAAAAUGAUUGUAGAAGGAAGAAUGGGUUUCAGUAUUUUAAA
Messenger RNA from Hevea brasiliensis (rubber tree), 1872 nucleotides. Its product is annotated as diacylglycerol kinase 7. Bases 137 to 1588 code for a protein of 483 amino acids. Gene Ontology annotation, molecular function: ATP-dependent diacylglycerol kinase activity. The record is from RefSeq and is a predicted model, not a curated record. The transcript has 12 exons. Lineage: Eukaryota; Viridiplantae; Streptophyta; Magnoliopsida; Malpighiales; Euphorbiaceae.